AUGCGCGUGUUGUGGACUUUAUCGGCACUCGCCCUCUCAGCCCAAGCCGUCAAAACAAGUGGGUGUCCUCUUCUGGGACCAGCUUUUCCUGCCCCUACCGCUUUGUCAGAGGAUCCAACAUUUCUCAGUAAAGCUGAGGAGCUGACCUCAAAGCUCAAUGGUGCCAUUGAGGAUGGAACUCUGCCUUCCAUAUCUUUCGCAGUGCAGGUCUUCAGCAGCGAGGAGGAUGAUUCCGCCUUCGGUUUCUACCACACAGAUGAUCCAAUUAAAACAGGAUCUGUGGGGGUUCAAGAGGUAGACGAGAAUACCGUGUUCCGCAUUGGCAGCAUAUCAAAGUUGUGGACUAUGUUUCUCCUCAUGGCCUUGGGAGGAACACGGUACUUCCACGAGCCUGUUUCGAAAUACGUCCCUGAGCUGCAAACAAAGUAUAGCCCAGCACAAGAAAAGGACAAAAUUAAUUAUUUGCAAUGGCGCGAUGUGACGAUUGGCGAGCUGGCUAGCCACCAAGCUGGCCUUACAAGAGACUAUGCAUUUGGAGACCUUGGAUUCCAGUCGGACCUUCUUCAAAGCUUGGGUUUCCCUUCGCUUUCAAAAAAUGAGCAACUGACUUGUGGGAAUAAGGAUACGUGCGAUAGGGAAGAUCCCUUGACUCCGACUUCACAGACACCGAUAUACUCGAACGCGGGAUAUCAAAUUCUCGGCUAUGUAUUGGAGUCAAUCGCAAAAGCCGACUAUGAAGACAUAUUAAUAGACCGUCUUAUCAAGCCGCUCAAUUUGACUCGGUCCAGUCUUCAUGUCCCGGACCCCAGCUUCGCGGUGAUUCCCCACAAUGAGACUUUCAGUUGGUUUAAUUAUGAGUGUGGCGACGAAUCUCCUGCUGGAAACAUUUUCUCUUCAGCAAAGGAUAUGGCCACAUUCGGCCGUGCCGUUCUUUCAAGCGCCCUUGUUCACCCUGCCGAGACAAGAAGGUGGAUGAAGCCCAUAGCACACACAUCAUCCCUGCAACAUUCCGUGGGCGCCCCCUGGGAAAUCUAUACAUUUUUGACACCUCGUCGGGUUGACCUAUACACCAAGGCUGGGGAUAUUGGACUGUACUCCAGUACUAUCGCCCUUUCACCAGAUCACAAUACUGGGUUCACGGUUCUAGUCGCUGGUGGUAACUCACACGCGAUGACAUCCACCAUCGGGGAGAUGGUGGCCGAUAUUAUGCUUCCUGCACUUGACGAAGUAGCCAAAAGCCAAGCCCUUGAACGCUUUGGGGGCACAUAUGCCUUGAAAAGCGGCUCCUCCAAUUCUUCCAUUACCAUCACGGCAGAUGACGGGCCUGGUUUGGUAGUCUCAGCAUGGACGAGCAACUCGGUCGACAUGAUCGAGUCUUUGAUGACUUUGCAAGGGGUGACAGAUAGAUCUGCGAUAAGCAUUCGUCUACAGCCUAGUGGUCUUGAGGCUCCGGGGCGGAUCUCCUUCUUGGCUGUUAUUUAUAGCCUUGAUGUCUCGGAAGAUGUUGGACCCCUUGUUGGCUCCUGCUUUUCCUGGAUUCUGCUUGAUUCCAUGGUGUAUGGCAACGUUGGUCUCCCGGAGUUUGAGUUCGCGCUUGAUCAUGAUGGGGAUGCGACGAGUUUAUCCCUUCAGGCAUUGCGUGUUACUCUUGCUAGAGUUUAA
Molecule: messenger RNA, 1662 nt
Organism: Penicillium crustosum
Lineage: Eukaryota; Fungi; Ascomycota; Eurotiomycetes; Eurotiales; Aspergillaceae
Product: serine hydrolase domain-containing protein
Exons: 4
Coding region: 1-1662 (553 amino acids)
Source: RefSeq, a predicted model, not a curated record